AUGGCUACUACUGUCGACUUUCUUACCUCCAACUCUAGCAUACUUCAUGUCCUCAUAGCACUGAUUGCUGUGACCGGAGGCUACUUGCUACAUAGCAGACGAAAACUUCCUCUGCCUCCGGGUCCUAAAGGGCUUCCCAUUAUCGGGAACGCUCUAAAUUAUCCAACGAAGACACCUUGGGUAAAGUACGCUGAAUGGAGUCGAGAGUAUGGUUCCGACGUCGUCUACGCCAAGAUCUUCAACACGUCGAUGGUGAUACUCAACUCUGAAGAGGCGAUCAACGAUCUAUUCGUGAAACGAUCCACUAUCUACUCGGACAGACCUCGGCAUAUUAUGGUGAAUGAACUCAUGGGGUGGUCCAGAAACCUUCAUAGCAUGGCAUAUGGAGAAACCUGGCGAGCGGGUCGGCGCUUGUUUUAUCAAGAAUUCAAUCCCAAUGCAUCGACUCGUUUUCGACCACAUAUGUUGGAGGCUAGUCGCGAGCUUCUUACUCGUCUCCUCAAAGACCCUGAGAACCUAGUAGAACAUCUUCGCCACAUGUCGGGUUCAGUUUCAAUGGACAUUGCCUAUGGCAUGAAACCGCAAGAAAGGGAUGAUCCGUUCAUUGCCUGCUCCGAACGCGCUGUGGCUGGCGUCGUCCGUGCAUUUAUCCCUGGUGCAUUCAUGGUGGAUAUGAUACCUAUUCUAAGAUACAUACCAGAAUGGGUUCCUGGAGCGGGCUUUCAGCGUCUAGCAAGACAAUGGAAGAAGGAAACAGACGAUACCUUUGACUUACCGUGGGCAGCCGCGAAGGAACGCAUUGCAAUGGGGUCUUUCACUCCGUCGUUUACGUCGUUCAGUCUCGAUCAAAUUGCAGACAAGGACGAUACACCCGAAGCGAAAGCCCAGGAGGAAGGGAUAGUAAAAAACACUGCUGCCUCGAUGUUCCUAGUCGGAUCAGACACAAACAUUGCCCCGUUGCAAUCUGUCUUUUUAGGUGUUCUCUCAAAUCCAGGAGCUCAAUGUAAAGCACAAGAGGAGCUCGAUCGCGUUCUUGGUCCAGGAAAUCUCCCUGACUUUAGCCACGUAGACGAUUUACCAUACGUCACUGCUCUGGUCAAGGAAGUUCUUCGUUGGCACGAUCCGGCACCUAUCUCUCUCACGCAUCGAGUAACAGAAGAGGACAUAUAUAAAGGAUAUCGAAUUCCGAAAGGUUCUUUCGUUGUUUCCAAUCUCUGGGCUUUGUUACACGAUCCUGAUGUGUUUACCGAUCCCAUGGACUUCAAACCGGAAAGGUUCUUGCGUCCAGACGGAACGUUAAAUCCUGAUAUUCGUGAUCCCAGAGAUGUCAUUUUCGGUAUCGGUAGGAGAUACUGUCCAGGGCGAUACGCUGCCUAUGACUUUGCCUGGAUUGCCAUAGCAUCUCUCCUCACUGUUUUUAACAUUACACGUGCGGUGGACGAGAAUAAUGUACUGAUUGAACCAACGUAUGAGUAUACUUCAACCGUCAUCAGUGUGCCAUUGCCAUUCAAAUGUGCUGUCAAGCCACGAUCCAAAGAAGCUGAAAAGUUGAUUAUGUCUGUGGAAAGUAAUUGAAAUCGCCAGUACCUUCGGAUGUGACACUUUGAAAACUGGCGCUCACCGUUGAGAAAGUGAUUCUGC
Lentinula edodes (shiitake mushroom) is the source of this 1641-nucleotide messenger RNA. Its product is annotated as cytochrome P450. NCBI's taxonomy places the organism in Eukaryota, Fungi, Basidiomycota, Agaricomycetes, Agaricales, Omphalotaceae. The transcript is spliced from 14 exons. Gene Ontology annotation, molecular function: iron ion binding; monooxygenase activity; oxidoreductase activity, acting on paired donors, with incorporation or reduction of molecular oxygen. The record is from RefSeq and is a predicted model, not a curated record. The coding region runs from base 1 to 1575 and encodes 524 amino acids.